Molecule: messenger RNA, 1071 nt
Organism: Cadophora gregata
Lineage: Eukaryota; Fungi; Ascomycota; Leotiomycetes; Helotiales; Ploettnerulaceae
Exons: 2
Coding region: 1-1071 (356 amino acids)
Source: RefSeq, a predicted model, not a curated record
AUGUCGCGUGAGCCCACCAUCCCACGCAAAGGCAUCUCAGAACCCAGCGUGGCAGUCCAUCGCCCAUCAUAUACAGAACCAUCUUCCUCUUCAUCGCAACAGCAUCCAGAGAUACAAAGCCAACAACAAAAUCAAGAUGACGAGCAAACGAACGAACCCCCGCCCUAUUCCGGACCAACUUCUUCAGCAAUGACCCGCGCGCCGGCACCACAACCACAACCGACAUAUCCUGGCCUACCACGUCUCAAUUACUCCCUCUACACACCUCCAACAUUCACACUGUCCGACGACCAGAAAACACUAACAUCCUACUCCCCCGAACUCUCCAUCUACCCCACCAAAUUGAUCUCUCUCAUCCAAUCCCUCGCCACCGUACCGCCAAAGCCGCAAAUCCGAAUUAUUGGGAAGAGUUCCAAUGGUGAAGUUGACUUCGAUGUCAGGUUGAACCUGAUGAAUCUGAUUGUCCCGGAAGAGGGAAAAGCUGGAAGUGGGAGGAUGAAUUAUGUCAAGGUUAUUGGAAAGGGCGAGAUGGGGUUUAGAGGGGAGGGUAAAGAGGCAUUGGUACCGGAUUUGAGGAGUCUUGAGGAAUGGGCGAGGAGGUAUUGUGAAGAUCAAAAUUCGAUUAAACGCUUUGUCCUUGAUCGGACAGUUAUCAACUGGGACACAUCCUACCUCGAAGGGCGCCUCCUCUCGCUCAUCUCGAGCACAUCAUACCGCGGUCACGUCACUCUCUCAUUCCCACUCACACACAGUCGUGUAGUUGUCCACUCCCCAGAUAAAGUCAACCGCUUCUUCUCCGAUGUCACCAAGCUCUUUACGGGAACUAAGAAGUACGAAGUUGUAAAGAGCGUAUGGCCUUAUGCUGAUAUAGCUAGGGGUGAAAAUGGGGGUGUAGGGAGGAGAUGCGCUGUCCAGGAAGAAGAGGUUUGGUUUGCUGACUGGCGAGAUGCUAUUCGACAUGCUAUUGUGGCGAAGAGGAAGGGAUGGGUUACGGUCGAGGAUCGAUUAGAAUUUUUGAUGGAGCCAAAGCCGGGCGAGGUUGGGAAGCCGGCUGAUUGGGGGAGCUUUUAG